Molecule: messenger RNA, 1129 nt
Organism: Medicago truncatula (barrel medic)
Lineage: Eukaryota; Viridiplantae; Streptophyta; Magnoliopsida; Fabales; Fabaceae
Exons: 2
Coding region: 126-827 (233 amino acids)
Source: RefSeq, a predicted model, not a curated record
UUUCCACACUUUCCUCUUUGGCAAAAUCCAAUUCAAAUUAUCUUUUAUAUCUUCUUCCUGAUCACAUUCACAAUUUCACAUCUCAUCCAUCCCUGAACACAAAUACAGUCUUUGGUUGUUUUGUGAUGGGUUCUGAAGCAAAGGCAGAGCAAGAGAGCAGCAUACCAAGGCUCCCUUUGUUCUCUGUCUCACCAGCAGCAAUGAAAAUUCAAAUGCAAAUGGAAUCCCCAGAGAGAACGGGGACGGUGACUCCACCACUUCAAACCUCAGGUUCAGUACCAUUUCUUUGGGAACAAGAACCAGGAAAGCCAAGGCUUUGCAAUGCACUUGUGCCCUUCACUAAUCCCAGUAGUGACAAGUGUUUGGAGCUUCCUCCAAGGUUGCUAUUAGUACCCUCACCCACCCUUUUGCAGCAGGGUCCUCAUGUAACCAGCAACAGAUUCCGUUCUCCAUCUUUUAGAAUUGAAGACAACAAUUGCUAUGGUUCUUCUUUUAGUACUGAUAAAGGCUUACUUGGUAGUACUAUGAAUAUUCUUAUCAAAAGAGACAGUGGUUGGUUUGGUUCUUGGAGGAAAAAUGUCAAAAGAGAUCAGGUCAGUGGUGGUAGCCAUGUCUUUCCAUCUUCUUCUACUGAUAAGGAUACUGGUACUAUUGACAUUGCAGACAACAACAAGAUUAUGAAACGUUCUGGUAGCUCUUCUAGCCUCUCACAUCAUGGCAAGUCCCCUACCUGGACAACUAUCCGUAAGGGGAUGAAGCAGGUGGUUACACUACCAUGGAGGAGCAAAAAGUUGAAGAAGAAAGAUGGUAGUGGCCUUAAGCUUUGAGAAUAGAUUUUGCUGGUCAGUUAAAAAUCAUGUGUCUGAGAAACUAUCCACGGCAUUAUAUGAGAUAAUAACUAUGACAUGUUCAUUAUAGUGGAAGACACAACACAACCAGCUCUUUUGCUGCAGUACUGUAAAAGAGUGUGGGGUUAGAUCAUGCUAGUAGUCUCUGUUUUUUAGUGGGAUGUUAAGUUUUACAUGAUUUUUAACCUACUUGGUAGAAAUUACUAUCUCAUCCCAUCUCAUAUUAGUAAUGUUACAAUUACUCCCCUCCCCUUGGAAUUGCAAUCAUGUCUCUUUUCUCA